UUUCAGCUUCAGUCUUUCUUUCUAGUUCUGUUGCUACUCGUUCGCGAAAUCAGUUGACUUUCUGCUGCAACACAAGCGGAUGAAAUUUUUUUGUUUUAGUGUUGCGAAAAAGUUUGCAACAAUUGCCAGAAAUCGGGGAAAAAUGUGAAAAUUAUACGGUACAAAUGCGAAAUUCGAGAAAAGUCCAUAGAAUAAUACAAAAUUAAUUUAAGUGCAAUGUUAGAUCAGAGGCAACGAGGAACGACGGAGCAACAACGAAGGAGGCAGAAACAGCGGCAGCACUACGUAACAAACGCAACACAACAAUAAAAAGUGCAACAAUUACAAUAACAACAACAACAACUAGAAACAACAACUACCAACAUGUGAAUUGCGUUUUUUUUUUGUACCAAAACAAAACCACGAAGAACAAGUGUAGCCAAAGCCUGAGAGAGAGGGAGAGUGAAAGAAGGAGAAAGCGAAAAGCGAAGAGCGCCAUAAGAAAGAGACAAAGAAAGAAAAAGCCGCCAAAAUGUUAAAACAACAACAAUCACAACAGCAACAACAAAUUACAGCGAACAAAUGUAAAAUGCAACAAAUGCAAUAAGAAAUAACGAUUAAAACAAAAACAAAGACAUUUUCGCGCGCGCUCUUUUUCCUUCUACCCUUUGUUUCUCUCAAAGAAGGACGAGGGAACACUAACAAGACACACAAAAGAAAAGAAACAAAAACAAAAAUCGCUGCUUCUACGAAUUUGAUUCUUUCGUCAAACGUUUUUAUUCAAAAAACUUCAUAGUAAUCAUCGACACAUAAUAAAUACCAACAAAAUACCCCCCAACCCCAUCCGCAAUAUUCCGGCAACAAAAACAACAACAAAAACGGCAAUAACUAUAAUACAACAACUGUAACAAGUUGCUAGAAACAGAAGCAGAAAGUUAAGAAGAACCAGAAGUAAAAUAAAAAGGAGAAGAAGCCACCACCAACAGCAGCGCCACCACCACCACCCCCAUCCCCAAACCAAGGUCAUCUCUUUGGUGGGGCAAACCAACACGAAAAUGCACGCGUGCGUUGACUUGUGUUUAAAAAACAACAAAAUCCACACAAAUAACCAGGAAAAGCAGGAGGCGCAGGAGUUGUGGUCCGACGACAUCUUCGGCGACCAGCGGACGACAGGAGCGACGUGGCAAUUUGACACGGACGCGGGGACAUUACUUUGGGCGGCCCCCUUUUUGUGUGAACAUCGACGAACAUCGAUAGCAGCUAUAAUAGCAGCCAUAGAAGCCAGAGCAUCUGUGCCGCCGCCAGGAGAGGAGGGUACUUCGAGGAACAGAACGUCGAGAUCAUCUGGUGAAGCAGCAACAGGAGCAGAAGCAAGAGGAGGAGGAGGAGGAGCUAAAGCUGCCGCAAAUCACAAAACAGCAACAGCAACAACAACUACAACUACAACCUCAACGACACGUAAAACUAAAAACAAAAGGGGAACAGCAGCAGGAUCAGGAGCAAAUCAGUUGACAGCUUUAUUAAAGCAUCCUAAGAUUCAAACUCAACAACUUUUGGCAAUCACAAACUAUAACUUUCAACAUCCCAUUGCCAUUGUUAUUUGAGUGUCGACUGUCGGGCAGUGCAGUUAUAUUUCUCCCGUGCUCGUGUUUCGUUCUCGUUCCCGCGUACGUUUCCCCCCCUCUCGUGUGUGUCGAAAAGUGUGUCAAAAAAUAAGGAAACGGAACAAUUCAAUAGAAAUUGUGAAAACUUGCAAAAUAAUUCAGAAACAAAAUAAAAACUGUAACAAAAACGAUAUUUGAAGGAAAAUUUUGGAAAACAAUUUUCGGCCAGCGGCGGCGGCGUCCCUUUGGCGUGCAGCAGCGUCGGCGUGCAGCUGCAGCAUCGUGUCGCAUAUCCUUCCUCUAUCCAUCAUCAUCAUUAUACAUUCGCAUUCGAGUUUUCGUAUAAUUUUGUUUGACAUUCAAUUUAAUUUGGAAUUAAAAUUAAAUUUAAAUUGGAUUUCGGUACGAACGUCUGCAAAAAUCUGCAGAACCCAACGCGAUCUUCAUGAUGGCGGAUCAUAUGGACGAACCGCCCACAAAGCGGGUUAAGAUGGAUCCAACGGAUAUCUCAUUCUUCCUGGAAGAGAAUCUACCCGAUGAGCUGGUGUCGUCGAACAGCGGCUGGUCGGAUCAGCUGAGUGGCGGCGGUGGCGGCGGCGCAUCGAAUGUCGUUAGCAACACAAAUUCAACAGCCGGCGGCGGACCCCAGGCCGUCGGUGUCGGACCAAACAAACAGACAGGCCCCGGCCCCGGCUCUGGUGGCCCAGGCGGCCAGGUUGUCGGUACCUCCCAAAUGAACGGAGCCGGCGGCGGUGGCUCCCAGCAGCCAGGCAACGGCGGAGACGAUGGCAGUGGCAGCAGCGGCGGCGGCGGUGGCGGAGCUGGCAAUCAGCAGCAGCUACGCCAAAUGCAGCACCAGCAGCAGCUGCAACAUCUCCUCCAGCAGCAGCAGCAGCAACAGCAGCAGCAGGGCCAAAAGGGAUCCAUGGUUGUGCCAGGCAUGAACCAAUUGGGCAGUAAAUCCCCAAAUCUGCAGUCACCCAAUCAGGGCGGUAUGCAGCAGAUGGGUAUGGCCAAUUCGAUGCCCAUGUCCAUAUCGAAUAAUGGAAACAAUGGCAUGAAUGCCAUACCAGGAAUGAACACAAUCGCCCAAGGGAAUCUGGGGAACAUGGUCCUCACGAACAGCGUCGGAGGCGGCGGCAUGGGCGGCAUGGUUAAUCAGCUAAAGCAGCAACAGCCAGGCGGUGGCAUGCUCAAUGCCGUAUCUGUGGCAGGCGGAUCUGGAGGCCCCGUGGGCGCUAACAGCGGCGGUUCUGUGGCCCCCAAUCAGGGCCUGCACAUGCAGAACGGUCCGAUGAUGGGACGCAUGGUCGGGCAGCAGCAUAUGCUGCGUGGCCCCCACAUAAUGGGCGCAGCCGGCGGCGGCAACGGACCAGGUGGCCCAGGUAAUGGACCCGGCGGCGGAGGACCACGCAUGCAGAAUCCCAACAUGCAGAUGGGACAACUCAACAGCAUGCCCUACGGCGUGGGCCAGUACGGCGGACCCGGUGGCAACAAUCCCCAGCAGCAGCAGCAACAACAGCAACAGCAGCAGCAACAACUGCUUGCCCAGCAGAUGGCGCAGCGAGGAGGAGUCGGAGUCAUGCCGCAGGGCAAUCGCCCCGUGGGGACUGUUGUCCCGAUGCCCAGUUUGGGCGGCGAUGGCACCGGACCCACCGGACAGCUAGUGGGCGGCAAUCCCCAGCAGCAACUGCAGCAGAUGCUUGGACAGCAGCAGCAGCCGGGCGCCCUGGGACCCCGUCCCCCACAGCCGAACCAAUUGCUGGGCCAUCCGCAGCAGCAGCAGCAGCAGCCAGGAACCUCCCAGCAGCAGCAACAGCAGCAGGGAGUGCAGGGUGUUGUGGGCGCCGCAGGAGCUGUGACGGCUGCAGGCGGUGGCGGUGGCGUAGCGGGAGGACCGCAAGCCAAUCGCCAGGAUGUGCCCGACGACCGCAAGCGACAGAUCCAGCAGCAGCUAAUGCUCCUGCUGCACGCGCACAAGUGCAACCGGCGGGAGAACCUCAACCCGAACCGCGAGGUCUGCAACGUCAACUACUGCAAGGCGAUGAAGGCGGUUCUGGCGCACAUGGGGACCUGCAAGCAGAGCAAGGACUGCACCAUGCAGCACUGUGCCUCAUCUCGUCAGAUCCUGCUCCACUACAAGACCUGCAUCAACAGCACCUGCAUCAUCUGCUAUCCGUUCCGCCAGAAUCAUUCGGUGUUCCAGAACGCCAAUGUCGGUGUCGGCGCGGGCAGUGGUGCGGCACCCGGCGGUGGACCACCAGGCAGCGGAGUGGCAGGCGGUCCCGGCAGUCUGCAGCAGCAGCAGCAGCAACAACAACAGCAACAGAACCAACCUCUCACCGUGCUCGGUGGCGUCGGGGGAGUCGAUGGAAAGCAGCAGCAGCAGCAGCAGCAACAGGUUGGAGUCCCAGGCGGCGCGCAGAACUCGGGGCUCGUGAUGCCCCAGCAGGGCGGUGCACCCAAAUCCAAUGCGGAAAUGGCGCAACAACUCGCCCAGCAGCAGCAGCAAGUCCAGCAACAGCAGCAGCAACAACAGCAGCAGCAACAGCACCAACAACAGGUCCUGCAGCAGGAGCUGCGGCGCUUCGAUGCCAUGGGCCAGGUGGGACUCUCCCCCGUGACGGCCGGCAAUAUGAUUGGCGCUGUCGGAGCGGGUCAGCAGCAGCAGGGGAUGCCUCCGGGCAUUCGAAUGCAGGGCGCCCCACCCACAGUGCGAGUCCUUGGACCUGCCGGUUCUGGUUCCGUCCUGCCCAACGACGUCAAUAGCCUCCAGCAGCAGCAGCAGCAGCAAAUGCUCCAGGGCCAGUGCAAUGCCGCCAAUGCUGGCAAUCGGCGACGCGGCGGCGGUGGUGGCGGUGUUGGCGGCCUACCCAACAUGGUCGACCAGCAGCAGCAGCAACAGCAGACAAAUCCCUCCCAGCAGUUGGGCAACAUUCCCACGCCGCUGUCUGUGAAUGUCGGUGGUUUCAGCGGCGCCAACUUUGGCGGUGGGUCGGCGGACAAGCAGCAACAGCUGGUGGGGCAGGCGGAUCAGCUGGCGAAGCUGAAGGUGCCCCAAGUGCAUCCGCAGGUCGGCGCUGGAGGUCCUGGGGGUGCGACUGGCGUGACUGCCGGCGGCCAGGGAUCCAGUGUCUUGAUGCCCGCCGAUACGACGGGUGCCAGCGGUGGGAACGCGAAUGCGAAUCCCAAUCAAAAUGCAGCCGGAGGAGGAGGCGGCGGCGGAAACAGCGCCAGCGGCGGUCCCGGCGGAGGAGGCGGAACGGGCGCUACUGGGAAUGACAGCGAAAAGGACUGGCGGGAAUCGGUGACGGCGGAUCUGCGUAACCACCUCGUCCAUAAGCUCGUGCAGGCCAUCUUCCCCACCUCCGAUCCGACGACGAUGCAGGACAAGCGCAUGCACAACCUCGUCUCGUAUGCGGAGAAGGUCGAGAAGGACAUGUACGAGAUGGCCAAGAGCCGCUCCGAGUACUACCACCUGCUCGCCGAGAAGAUAUACAAGAUUCAGAAGGAGCUCGAGGAGAAGCGGCUGAAGCGCAAGGAGCAGCACCAGCAGAUGCUCAUGCAGCAGCAGGGAACCGGCCCUGUGCCCGGUCCCGGACCCGUUGUGGUUCCCGGCGGCGUUGGAGUGCCUGGCGUUGGUGGAGUCGGCGUCCCCGGCUCCGUGUCCGUCUCCAAUCCGACAGUCGGUGGCCUGCAGGGCGUCGUUAAUGUGCCGCAGCAACAGCAGCAGCAGGCACAGCAGCAAUCCGUUGGCGGAGUCCGGCCCAUUAUCAGUCCCAUGGGUGGCGUGAUGCAGCCACAGCAGCUCCGUCCACAGGGUCCUGGCAUGGUUGUCGGUCAGCAGCAGCAGCAGACGGGCGUUCCAGUUGGCGGCGGUGGCCCUGUGGGUGUCACCGGACUUGCAGGAGCACUCGGUGUUGGCGUUGGUGUGGGCGUCGGAGGAGUCGGCGGCCAGGCGAAUAUGGUGACGAUGCGUAGCCACUCGCCCGGCGGCAACAUGCUCACGAUGCAGCAGCAGCAGCGCAUGCAAUUCCCGCAACAGCAGCAACAACAGCAGCAGCAGCAGGCGGGCAACAUGCUGGUGGGUCCUCCAGGGCCCAGUCCCGGCGGCAUGGUGGUCAAUCCCGUGCUCUCUCCCUUCCAAACGGCCGCUGGAGCGGCCAAUGUCCUCACCAGUCCAGUGCCUGGCCAACAGCAGCAGCAGCAGUUCCUCAACGCCAAUGGCGGCACCGGAGCGGGCAGCAAUCCGCAGCUGAGCGAAAUUAUGAAGCAGCGACACCUCCAUCAGCAGGCAGUGGCGGUAGCGGGCAUGCUUAUGCCCCAGUCGCCCUUCAGCAAUGCCACGCCCAUGCAACAGCAGCAGCAACAGCCGAACAGCAACAGCUUCAACUCUACCAUGCAACAGCAGCAGCAGCAGCAGAAACCGCCUGGAAGUGUCCUGAACAACAUGCCUCCGACUCCCACGAGCCUCGAUUCAGCCUUGAGUGCGGGAGCAGGCAACACAGGCUCUGGUGCGGCGGGUAGUGGAGGAGCCAGUGGACAAGGACAAGGAGCAACAGCCGGAGGUGGAGUACCCUCGAGUGCGGGGGGAAUGACGGUUUCAGCGCCUAGUCCCUCGCCCGGAGGCGGCGGAUUCCUCUCCAAUGGCCCCGUUGGGACUCCCUCGAACAACAGCAAUAACAACAGCAACAGCAUCAUUAAUCCUCCGUCGGUAAACAGCCUCAUGCAGCCGAUGAGCAACCGCGCCAACACUCCGCCCUACGUUCCGGCGUCACCUGUGCCGGCCACCAGUGCCUCUGGCCUGGCGGCGAACAGUGCCCCCACAUCGGCGGCCGCGACGUGCGCCAGCAGCAACAGCAACAGCAAUAGCAACGGCAGCAAUGGUAGCAACAGCAACGGCAGCAACAGCAACGGCAGCAACUGUGGCAGUGGGAGCGGUAGUGGCAGUGGGAGCGGCAGUGUGGGCGGAGUCGGUGGCGUUAUGGCCACCACAACGACCACGACGACAUCGGCAACGACGCCGCUUAGCUGCAACUCCUCCUCGUCGGCGACGGCAACGAUUGCAUCGAGCGGACCGGGCAGCGGAGGCUCCCUUUCGGCGCCGAACAGCAAUCCUCACAUGCUGAUGUCUGCGCGCGGCGAGGGCAGCGGCGGUGCGACGACCUCUUCGGGAGGCAGCAGUAGCCAGCAGCAGCCCAGCCGCAUGAUGAGCAGCUCGAGCAGCCUGUCCUCCCAAAUGGCCGCCCUGGAGGCAGCGGCGCGUGAUAACGACGACGACACCCCAUCGCCCACGAACGAUACGAACGGCAGCGGUGGCGGUGGCAAGGCCUCAAAGGGGAAGCUGGACUCGAUCAAGCAGGAGGACGAGAUCAAGAAGGAGUUCAUGGACGAUAGCUGCGGCGGCAACAACGACAGCUCCCAGAUGGACUGCUCCACGGGCGGCAAAGGCAAGAAUGUCAACAACGACGGCACCAGCAUGAUCAAAAUGGAGAUCAAAUCGGAGGAUGCCGACGGCGAUGGCGAUGUGAAGAUCAAGACCGAGCCCAUGGAUGUCGACGAGAGUGCUUCAUCGGCCACACACGAAGGCGGCGGUGGUGGCAAGGAUGAUAUCAACGGUGCCCACGACGGUGCCAAGGACCUCAAGCCCAAGAUUGAGCCAAAGCCACUUGUACCCGAGCCACUGGCCCUCAAUGCCGGCGACAAGAAGAAGAAAUGCCAAUUCAAUCCGGAGGAGCUGCGCACCGCGCUGCUGCCAACGCUGGAGAAAUUGCUGCGCCAGGAGCCGGAAUCGGUGCCGUUUCGGUAUCCGGUGGAUCCACAGGCGCUGGGCAUUCCUGACUACUUUGAGAUCGUCAAAAAGCCAAUGGAUCUGGGCACCAUCCGCAACAAUAUCCAGAACGGAAAGUAUAGCGAUCCCUGGGAGUAUGUGGACGAUGUCUGGCUUAUGUUUGACAACGCUUGGCUGUACAAUCGCAAGACCUCACGCGUUUACCGUUACUGUACCAAGCUUUCGGAGGUGUUUGAAGCUGAGAUCGAUCCAGUGAUGCAGGCCCUCGGCUACUGUUGCGGCAGGAAAUAUACAUUCAAUCCACAAGUGCUGUGCUGCUAUGGCAAGCAGCUGUGCACGAUACCGCGCGACGCUAAAUACUAUAGCUAUCAAAACAGUCUAAAGGAAUACGGUGUCGCCUCAAAUAGAUACACCUUCUGCCAAAAGUGCUUUAACGACAUCCAGGGGGACACGGUCACACUGGGUGACGAUCCGUUGCAGUCCCAAACACAAAUCAAGAAGGACCAAUUCAAGGAGAUGAAAAACGAUCACCUAGAGCUGGAACCUUUUGUUGACUGCCAGGAGUGCGGCCGCAAGCAGCAUCAGAUUUGCGUCCUCUGGUUGGACUCUAUCUGGCCCGGCGGCUUUGUCUGCGACAAUUGCCUGAAGAAGAAGAACUCAAAGCGGAAGGAGAAUAAGUUCAAUGCGAAGCGCCUGCCCACCACAAAGCUCGGCGUGUACAUCGAGACUCGCGUAAAUAACUUCCUCAAGAAGAAGGAGGCCGGUGCCGGCGAGGUGCAUAUCCGCGUGGUCAGCUCCUCGGAGAAAUGCGUGGAGGUGAAGCCGGGCAUGCGGCGUCGCUUCGUCGAGGGCGGAGACAUGAUGAAUGAGUUCCCUUACCGGGCGAAGGCCCUGUUCGCCUUCGAGGAGGUGGACGGCGUCGAUGUGUGCUUCUUCGGCAUGCACGUGCAGGAGUACGGCUCCGAAUGCCCGGCGCCCAACACUCGCCGCGUCUAUAUUGCCUAUCUUGAUUCGGUGCACUUCUUCCGGCCGCGACAGUACCGCACAGCUGUCUACCAUGAAAUCCUGCUUGGAUACAUGGAUUACGUGAAGCAGCUGGGAUACACGAUGGCCCACAUUUGGGCGUGUCCGCCGUCGGAGGGGGACGACUACAUCUUCCACUGCCACCCCACUGACCAGAAGAUACCGAAGCCGAAGCGGCUGCAGGAAUGGUACAAGAAGAUGCUUGACAAGGGCAUGAUCGAGCGCAUCAUCCAGGACUAUAAGGACAUACUCAAGCAAGCUAUGGAGGACAAGCUGGGCUCCGCCGCCGAGCUGCCAUACUUCGAGGGCGACUUUUGGCCGAAUGUCCUCGAGGAGAGCAUCAAGGAGCUCGACCAAGAGGAAGAGGAGAAACGCAAGCAAGCAGAGGCCGCCGAGGCAGCUGCAGCGGCGAAUGUAAGCCGAUAUUCCGAGCUCUUCUCCAUCGAGGACAACGAGGUGAGUGGCGAUGGCAAGAAGAAGGGCCAGAAGAAGGCCAAGAAGUCCAACAAGUCGAAGGCCGCCCAACGGAAGAACAGCAAGAAGUCCAACGAGCAUCAGUCCGGAAAUGAUCUCUCCGCGAAGAUCUACGCCACAAUGGAGAAGCACAAGGAAGUCUUUUUCGUGAUACGCCUGCACUCGGCACAGUCUGCUGCCAGUUUAGCGCCCAUACAAGACCCCGAUCCCUUGCUUACCUGCGAUCUAAUGGACGGUCGCGACGCAUUCCUGACGCUGGCCCGCGACAAGCACUUCGAGUUCUCGUCGCUGCGUCGCGCCCAGUUCUCGACACUGUCCAUGCUGUACGAGCUGCACAAUCAGGGCCAGGACAAGUUUGUAUAUACGUGCAACAACUGCAAGACGGCCGUCGAGACGCGGUAUCAUUGCACCGUAUGCGAUGACUUUGAUCUGUGCAUUGUGUGCAAGGAGAAGGUCGGGCAUCCCCAUAAAAUGGAGAAGCUCGGCUUUGACAUCGACGACGGCUCUGCACCGGCGGACCACAAGCAGGCCAAUCCCCAGGAGGCGCGCAAACAGUCCAUUCAGCGUUGCAUUCAGUCUCUGGUGCACGCCUGCCAGUGCCGCGACGCCAAUUGCCGCCUGCCCUCGUGCCAGAAGAUGAAACGCGUCGUCCUGCACACCAAGAACUGCAAGCGGAAGACGAACGGUGGCUGCCCCAUCUGCAAGCAGCUGAUUGCCCUCUGCUGCUACCAUGCUAAGCACUGCCAGGAGCAGAAGUGUCCCGUGCCCUUCUGCCCGAACAUCAAGCAUAAGCUGAAGCAGCAGCAACUCCAGCAGAAACUCCAACAACAGCAGCUACUGCGUCGUCGAGUGGCCCUCAUGUCGCGCACAGCAGCUCCAUCGGCACUGCCCGGACCGGCGGUUAGCGGGCCGACAGUCGUCGCUGGUGGCGUGCCCGUUGUGGGCAUGUCCAAUGUGAUGCCCGUCGGCCAGUCCACAGUGCUGCUUCCAGGAGUUGGCGGACAUUCACCGUCCGCCGUGCCAGUGCCUUCGCCAGUGUCUGGCAGCGGAAUGGGCGGCAUGACCUCGCCACAUCCCCAUCAGCCGGGCAUCGGAAUGAAGCCCGGAGGCGGGGGCGGACACCCGCCGUCGCCGAACGUGCUGCAGGUGGUGAAGCAGGUGCAGGAGGAGGCCGCACGCCAGCAGGUGCCGCAUGGCGGUGGCUUUGGCAAGGGCGUCCCGAUGGCCCCGCCCGUCAUGAAUCGCAACCUCGUCGGAGGAGUCGGAGGUGUGCCCAAUCAGAACGUGAAUCAGCUGGGCGUGGGCAUGGUCGGCGGAGUGGGCGUCGGUGGAGUCGGUGUCGGAGGCGUGGGAGUCAAUGUGAAUCAACUCGGAGCUGGCAUCGGCGGCGGCGGUGGCAAUCCGUCGGGACCUGUGCCCGGUGCCGGCAAUUGCGGCAACGUCCUGGUUGGCAAUGCCAACAACCUGCUCUCCAUGGACCAGUGGGGCUCCGGCGGUGGCGGCGCGGGUGUGCCCCAGCCGCGGUACGUGAACAAUGCCACGGGAAUGCGACAGCCGAACCAAAUGAUGCAGCAGCAGCAGAACGUUCUACAGCAGCAGCAGCAGCAACAACAACAGCAGCAGCAGCAGCAGCAGAUGAUGCUGCCCAACCAGAUGGGCGGCGGAGUGGUCGGCGGCGGUGGCCAGAUGCCCGUGGGCGGACAGCAUGGUAUGGGAAUGGGCGGCAUGGGCACGCCAAUGGGCGCGGCCGGUGCCGGAGGCGUGCGCCCACCGCCCGGAGGAGGCGGCGGACAAGCAGCCGGCCUCAACACCCAUCAGCUGGCCCAGAUAAUGCAGAAAAUCAAGAACAACCCCACCAACGAGAGCAACCAGCACAUUCUCACCAUCCUCAAGCAGAAUCCCCAGAUCAUGGCGGCCAUAAUCAAGCAGCGCCAGCAGACGCAGAUCAAUGCCGCAGCGGUGGGCGGUGGUGCACCUGGCGGUGGCCUCCAAGCGGGCAACGGACCCCAGAAUCCCCAGCAGCAGCAGCAGCAGCAGCAGCAGCAACAACAGCAGCAGCAGCAGCAGCAACAACAACAACAACAGCAGGCCAUGCAGCAGCAGCAGAUGCAGCACAUGAUGAACCAGCAGCAGCAGCCGGGUGGACCCCAGCAGCAGAUGAAUCCAAACCAGCAGCAGCAGCAGGUGAAUCUGAUGCAGCCGGGCGGACCCGGAGGUCCACACCAGCGUAUGCCCAAUAUGCAGCAGAGCCCCGCCCAAAUGAUACUCCAGAAUCUGCCACCAGGCGUCACCGCACAGGGUGGAAUGGUUCCCAAUCAGGGCUGGAACAAAAUGCGCUAUGUGCCAAUGAACCAAUAUCCACCUCCGUAUCCACAACGACAGCGCGGCCCGCACAUGGGCGGAGCGGUGGGCCAGCAGCAGCAGCAGUUCCCGGGCGGCGGAGCGGGCAACUUUAAUGCUGGCGGCGGUGCAGGAGCCGUCGGAGUGCCUGGCGGUGUGGCUGGGGGCGGCGGCGGAGGAGCAUCUGGCCCCGGAGCGGAUCAGUACUCCAUGGCAAAUGCGGCAGUGGCGGCGGCAGCAUCCAACAUCCUGCAGCAGGGCCAAGGCGGAGCCGGUGUCGGAGUGGGCGUUGGCGUUGGAGUAGGCGUCAAGCCUGGUCCCGGCCAACAGCAGCAUCAGCAACAGCAGCAGAUGGGCGUGCUGCCGCCGGGUAUGCAGCAGCAACAACAGCAGCAGCAACCCCUCCAGCAGCAAAUGAUGCAGCAGGUGUCGAUGCCGAAUGCCCAGAAUGCCCAGCAAAAUCCGACUGCUGUGGGGCCCGGAGGAGGUCCCGGCUCCCAGGUGAUGGGUCCCCCCACGCCGCACUCCCUCCAGCAGCAGCUAAUGCAGUCCGCGCGCUCCUCUCCGCCCAUCCGCUCACCGCAGCCAACACCGUCGCCCCGCUCAGCACCCUCGCCACGGGCCGCGCCAUCCGCCUCGCCGCGGGCCCAGCCCUCGCCCCACCACGUCAUGAGCAGCCACUCGCCAGCGCCGCAGGGCCCACACGACGGCAUGCACAACCACGGGAUGCACCACCAGUCGCCGCUCCCCGGUGUCCCCCAGGACGUUGGCGUAGGUGUGGGCGUAGGCGUUGGCGUUGGCGUCGGUGUGGGCGUUAAUGUUGGCAACGUAAACGUCGGCAAUGCCGGCGGAGCACUGCCCGAUGCCUCCGAUCAGCUAACGAAAUUUGUGGAGCGACUCUAGUGCAGCAGCAACAUUGGCCACUCCAUCAGCAGCAACAACAACAACAGCAUUGGUGGCCACCUCAACAGCACUAACAUCGGAAAUAUCAGCAACAUCACAAACAUCCCGAACAUUGGCAACGACAUUGUCAACUAUCGCUACAACGGACAGUCGCCGCACUACUUCUGAUCGUAGAGGUAGCGACGACAGACUGCGAGAGCAGGAGGAGACCUACCAGCCGCAACCAGAGACCCAGGGAUCACACUGUGUGUUAAUCGUAUUGUUAAAUCUUUUAUAAACAUUUUACUCUUCCAAGACGAUUGGUUGAACGAUCCGAUUCGAGCGAUCCGCACUAUCACAAUUAUCGUGUACUUUAGUUUUAAGAUGCGUCCCACAGGCCACAGAAGCCAGCAGCAGCCAGUAGCAGCAAGCAGUCAGUCCAUGAUCCCAAAUGUAUGUAUACUCUCGAUGUAUAGCAGGAGAGAGACGUGUAGAGGGUCAGCGGCUGAUGUGGCUGCUCCUGUUGUUGCUGCUGGUGGAUGUUGGAGGGUUAUUUCGCACACCUCCACACGCUCCUCACACGGAUUAUGUUUAAGCUUAGGACAAUAUUUGAACAAAAAGCAGACGUAAAUGCAUUGAUUACGAUAACAGUCAUGAUUAGCAAUUAUCGAUUACUAAUUUCGAUUACGAACCUUUUUUUUUCUCGAUCGUGUAAUAAUUACUACCUACGUUUACAUACAUAGAUCAUACGUUAUACCUAUGGCACUAUUAUCCCUUUACAUACAUAUAUAUAAAUAUUUAUACAUGCACAUACACACACACAUGCAAAAUCUCUUCUUAUAUAUUUCCCGCCCACCCCUUCGGUGCAUCCGCACACACCAGAGCAUCAGACAGUUCCGCAGACAGACACCACAGAAAGAAACACACACACAUGCCUAACUAUACCUAUGUCAUUUAUGAAUGAGCGAGCAAGCAGUGAGAGAGAGAGAGAGAGAGGAAGAGGGAGCGAGAGAGAGCGAGCAAGCAAUGUUUCCACAACCUCAUUUGCAACAGUUAACAGCAAGAGCAAAACUUGCAACAGCAACA
Messenger RNA from Drosophila subobscura, 13179 nucleotides. RefSeq names its product histone lysine acetyltransferase CREBBP (gene nej). Gene Ontology annotation, molecular function: chromatin DNA binding; transcription coactivator activity; zinc ion binding. Gene Ontology annotation, biological process: positive regulation of transcription by RNA polymerase II. Lineage: Eukaryota; Metazoa; Arthropoda; Insecta; Diptera; Drosophilidae. Gene Ontology annotation, cellular component: histone acetyltransferase complex; transcription regulator complex. Bases 2029 to 12114 code for a protein of 3361 amino acids. The transcript has 14 exons. The record is from RefSeq and is a predicted model, not a curated record.